AUGAAAGACGAUACAGAUUUUAACAUACAUUUUGUUGGUGUAAUUGAAAAACAUCCUUGUAUUUAUGACCAUAGUAUUUCUGACUACAGUAAUAGAAAUGUAAUCGACAAUGCUUGGGAAAAAAUUGCCAAGCUAGUAUCAGAACCUGUAGCUGACUGUAAAGAACGGUCAUAUACACGUCAUCUGAAAUCUAGCAUUAGUCCGUCUGGUAGUGCUACAAAAUCAAAGAGACCAUAUUACCUUGCAGAGCACAUGCAAUUUUUACAACCAUUUACAAAAUCACGCAAAUCUGUUUCGUCAAUCAGUAAUAGUAAUAGAUCAUCCUCACAAAUAUCUAACAAUUCGUCCGAAGAUUUUAUUGAAGAAAGUGAUAGUUCUGUCAACUUGCCUGAAGAUGAAAUAAGAUCAGAUAAUCAGUAUGAACCUGAUGCCAUCCAAUCAACAAGUCCGUUAUGUAAUGAAUUAUUCAAACCUCCUAACAAACAUUUUAAAACGUCCAAACAAUCUAUCUCAAUAUCUGAUGUGAACAUUUCGGCUUAUGAAUAUUUUCAAUCCAAAAAGAAUACCAGUAAAAUAGUACAUGAGAACAAGCCUCAAGAACCGGAAGUGUCUUUUCUAAUGAGUGUUCUGCCCGAUUUCAAAGAAAUGAACGCAGAUCAGAAAAGGCGAUUUAAAAUUGGAAUUCUUAAUUUGGCUGGGAACAUUUUAAAUGAAAAUACAUACAAACCUACUUUAGAGCCUUUUAACAACCCUACAUCAUCGGCAUCUUCAACUAUGUAUAUUGAUCAACGAAGCACACGUUUUGAACCAUCGUUAAACGACCAAACAACAACCAUGUUAUAG
Diorhabda sublineata is the source of this 843-nucleotide messenger RNA. RefSeq lists its product as uncharacterized. Bases 1 to 843 code for a protein of 280 amino acids. The record is from RefSeq and is a predicted model, not a curated record. Gene Ontology annotation, molecular function: DNA binding. Gene Ontology annotation, cellular component: nucleus; transcription regulator complex. Gene Ontology annotation, biological process: regulation of transcription by RNA polymerase II. The transcript has 2 exons. Lineage: Eukaryota; Metazoa; Arthropoda; Insecta; Coleoptera; Chrysomelidae.